Erythranthe guttata (spotted monkey flower) is the source of this 892-nucleotide messenger RNA. RefSeq names its product transmembrane protein, putative (DUF1118). The record is from RefSeq and is a predicted model, not a curated record. NCBI's taxonomy places the organism in Eukaryota, Viridiplantae, Streptophyta, Magnoliopsida, Lamiales, Phrymaceae.
AUGAUAGGAUAAGCAAGCAGCUCCUUGAUUGGUCGGCCUCAAAAUCUUCAUUACCAAAAGGAAAUUCUCUUUCUCCGGUUGGAAAAGCAAUUCACAGGGAAAAUUAAAGCAAAAGAAAUCAUUUUCCCACCGCCGGUUCGGAAAACAAGCCGCCGGAAAUGGCAGUGGCAUCAACCGCCGGCAAUUGCCUGAAAACGCCGGUAAACGGUCUGUUUCAAUCAAACCCCCGGUUCGUAGCGAAUUAUGCUCCCCGGUUCAUUGCCAUGGCACCCAAGAAGAAGGUGAACAAGUACGACGCGGGCUGGAAAAAGGAGUGGUUCGGGGCGGGAAUAUUCGUGGAGGGAAGCGAAGAGCUAGAAGUGGACGUAUUCAAAAAGCUGGAGAAGCGAAAAGUUUUAAGCACAGUCGAAAAAGCCGGCCUUCUCUCAAAAGCCGAGGAAUUCGGGGUCACAUUAUCUUCCAUUGAAAAGCUGGGGCUUUUGUCGAAAGCCGAGGAUCUUGGUCUGCUGAGCCUGCUGGAAACGGUGGCCGGUUUUUCGCCGCCCGCACUGGCUUCGGCUGCUCUUCCUUUGCUGGUGGCGGCGCUGGCGGUGUUUAUCGUGGUUCCGGAUGAUACGGCGGUGCUGGUGGCGGCACAGACCGUGAUUGGUGGGUUGCUUGGAGUUGGGGGUGUUGGGCUGUUUGUGGCCUCCAUUGUUUUGGAGGGGUUACAAGAGGCUGAUUGAGAUUUUUUUAGUAAGAGACAAAAUGUAUUUAUUUGAUGUGUACUAGAAUUGUGAGUACUUGUAUUUUAAGUUACAAGUGGAAAAAAGUUGCAUAAAUUGUUUUAUAAAAUUUAAAUUGCAGAAUGAAUGAUUGACCCGUUUUAAUUUGAUUAUGAUGUUACAUUUUA